Lolium rigidum is the source of this 2205-nucleotide messenger RNA. RefSeq names its product protein DETOXIFICATION 33-like. Gene Ontology annotation, molecular function: antiporter activity; xenobiotic transmembrane transporter activity. The transcript is spliced from 9 exons. Bases 10 to 2205 code for a protein of 731 amino acids. Gene Ontology annotation, cellular component: membrane. Lineage: Eukaryota; Viridiplantae; Streptophyta; Magnoliopsida; Poales; Poaceae. Gene Ontology annotation, biological process: xenobiotic detoxification by transmembrane export across the plasma membrane. The record is from RefSeq and is a predicted model, not a curated record.
AUUUCGAAGAUGGUGGGCAAGAGCUGGCAGGAGGCGAAGCUUAUGUGGCACAUCGCGUUCCCCGUGAUCCUCACCAUCGUGUGCAAUUCCUCCAUUGGCUUUGUCACCUCUGCCUUCGCCGGCCAUAUCGGCGAGGUCGAGCUCGCUGCCGUGACGGUCUCCAGGAACGUCAUCGAGGGCUUCGCCUACGGAGUUCUGAUGGGCAUGGGCAGCGCGCUGGAGACGCUGUGCGGGCAGGCCGUCGGCGCGGGUCAGGUAGACAUGCUGGGCGUCUACAUCCAGCGGUCCUGGAUCAUCUGCGGUGCCACUGCGCUGGCGCUGGUCCCGACCUACGUCUUCACGGCGCCGAUUCUCCAUGCGCUCCACCAGCCCGCCGCCAUCUCCGCCGUGGCGGGGCCGUACACGUGGUGGGUCCUCCCGCAGUUGUUCGCCUAUGCUGCCAACUUCCCCCUGCAGAAGUUCUUCCAGUCGCAGAGCAAGGUGUGGGCCAUGACCUUCAUCUCCGGCGCGGCGCUCGCCGUCCACGUCGCGCUCAACUUUGUCUUUGUCACGCGUCUCGGCUACGGCCUCUUCGGCGCCGCCAUGAUCGGGAACGUCACCUGGUGGAUCAUCAUCGCGGCGCAGUUUGCGUACCUUGUCUCCGGCUGCUUCCCAGAGGCGUGGAAGGGGUUCUCGCUGCUCGCGUUCAAUAACCUCGCCGCCUUCCUCAGGCUCUCCCUCGCCUCCGCCAUCAUGCUCUGCUUGGAGCUGUGGUACUACACUGCAGUUAUCAUCCUUGUGGGUCUACUGAAGAAUGCCCAACUCCAGGUUGACGUCAUGUCAGUUUGCAUCAAUUACGAGCUCUGGACCCUGAUGGUGGCACUAGGCUUCAACGCAGCAGUCAGCAUUAGGGUGUCAAACGAGCUUGGCGCCAACAGGCCCAAGGCGGCCAAUUUCGCCGUGAUCAUGGCGGCGUCGACGUCCGCCACCAUUGGGGUGGUGUUCCUGGCCGUGUUCCUUAUCUGGAGGACGGAGCUUCCGCGGUUCUUCAGCGACAAUGAAGAGGUGGUGAGAGAAGCGGCAAAGCUGGGCUACCUUCUUGCAGCAACCAUCUUCCUCAACAGCAUCCAGCCCGUGUUCUCAGGCGUGGCGAUAGGAGCAGGGUGGCAGUCGCUUGUGGCAUUCAUAAACAUUGGGUGCUACUACUUUGUUGGCCUUCCACUGGGAGCCCUCUUUGGCUUCAAGCUUAAGCUUGGUGCACUGGGGAUUUGGGUGGGCAUGUUAAUUGGUACGCUUCUACAGACUGCUGUACUUCUCGUAAUUUGCAUUAGAACCAAGUGGGAGAAGCAGGCUAUGUUGGCCGAAGAGAGGAUCAGGGAGUGGGGAGGAAGCAGUGACACAUUGCCAGCGACGACAACGAUGACAGUAAGAAAUUUACAAGGUAAGAAAUUUGGAACCAGGCUGUUCGCGGUCGCCGCUCAUGCUUCCAUUGGUGACGGGAAGGUCGCCUCCUUCUGGAAGGACAGCUGGGUCGACGGUCGAGCUCCCUUCCUCAUCGCGCCAAGGCUCUUCAAAGCCUCCCGCCGCAAAUGUCGGUCGGUGACGGCGGCCCUAAACGGCGGCAAGUGGAUCCUUGACCUCCGAGGGCGUGUCACGGCUGACUCCCUGUCGGAAUUCGUGGACCUUUGGGACCGAGUCCGCCGGGUCAACUUGGUGCAGGGCACCUCUGACUCCUUCGUUUGGCGUUUCUCUGCUGACGGCGUGUACUCCUCCAAGUCGGCAUACCGACUUCAGUUUUGUGGCGCCACUUCAUCUCACUUCGUCAAGCUCAUUUGGGAUGCGACGGCUGCGCCCAAGUGCCGCUUCUUCGGGUGGUUGUUCGCGCAAAACAGGCUGCUGACGGCUGACCGCCUCAUGGCGCGCCGGUGGCCAAACUCCUACUUCUGCCCCUUGUGUCGGCGGAGCCUCGAGACGGCCAUCCAUCUGCUUGUGGAGUGCCCGUGGGCGCGGCGAGUCUGGGCUGCUGUGGCGGACGCUCAACGCCUCCCCGCCCUCUCUCCGCUCACUUGGGCAUGCCCUCGGCCACGCUCGAGUGGAUCGCAUCCACUAUCGCCGCAGCAUUGGUGCGCGAUCGCAAGCGCACAAGAUCAGUCCUGUUGCUGGUGUUAUGGGAGAGGAACCGACGCAUUUUCGAUAGCAAGGAUAGGCCGGUUUCAGUUGUCGUAG